Messenger RNA from Gilbertella persicaria, 483 nucleotides. Its product is annotated as ubiquitin-conjugating enzyme/RWD-like protein. The coding region runs from base 1 to 483 and encodes 160 amino acids. The transcript has 3 exons. NCBI's taxonomy places the organism in Eukaryota, Fungi, Mucoromycota, Mucoromycetes, Mucorales, Choanephoraceae. The record is from RefSeq and is a predicted model, not a curated record.
AUGGAUGCAGUUUCAAAGCGAUUACUCAAAGAACUACGUGAAAUAGAUAAAGAAGCUCAAUCUCAUCCUGAAAUUAUCAAGUUGGGACCAGCAUCAGACCAAGAUUUAUUACAUUGGAAAGCCAUACUUGCAGGAUUACCAGAUACACCUUAUGAAGGUGGGUUCUUUGAACUGGAGAUUCAUAUUCCUUCCAACUACCCUAUUCACCCACCCAACAUGAAGUUUGUGACUACCAUUUGUCACCCCAACAUUCACUUUAAGACGGGGGAAAUUUGCCUUGAUAUUCUCAAGACUGCAUGGUCACCUGCUUGGACACUCAGAUCCACACUUCUGGCUAUUUCUCUAUUGUUGUCAAAUCCAGAACCUUCUUCUCCACUCAACUGUGAUGCUGCCAAUUUAUUAAGAUGUAAUGAUCAAUUAGGCUAUCAGAGUCUGAUCAAGAUGUAUACCCAACUCUAUGCCACAAGAAAUGAGUUUAUUUGA